AUGGCUCGAAUGAAAGGUCCUCACGGACAAUGGGAAACUAUACGCCUGGUGAUAGACUGUGGAGCGCAGAGAUCGUUCAUAACGGAAGAUUUGACUAAUAGAUUGCAACUUACUUUGUCACCAAAUACGCAUCAACUCUGCGGGGUUGGGGAGGUCCCAAUCAACAUUGGCAAGUACCAGACCAGAUGCGUUCUUGCACCACACUCUUCUUCAGAACCCCAGCUGACUACUGAUGCUAUUAUCAUUCCCCAGAUAAGUUCCGCCAUGCCCGCAAGCCUUCUUCCAAACCAUAUUAAAGAACAUUUCGAUAAAUUUAACUUGGCUGACCCAUCUUUUUGUACGCCUGGUGACAUCGACUUCCUCUUAGGUGCUGACCUCUUCGGUGAAAUCAUUUUGGGCCGUAAGCAGUCAACCCCUAAGAACUACCCUCAAGCUCUAGAUACAAUCUUCGGUUGGGUAGUGAUGGGCCCUCUUCAACACAACAUAACAUCAACUUCGAUCGCGUUAUUAGCGAAUACACUUUCCAAAGAUGACUUGAGAGGAGCAUUGGCGAAGUUCUGGAGCGUCGAAGAAGUAACUCAACGGAAACACGUUGACCCAUUGGAAAUCGAUUGCAAAGAACCCUUCCAACGCACUUACACACGGGAUAGCGAUGGUCGCUAUAUGGCACGCCUGCCUUUUAUUAAAAAUCAUGACCCUUUCGUCAAUACAAAGUCCAUAGGAUUUAAGCAAUUCUAUCGGUUGGAGGCCAAACUCAUUCAACAAGUUACCCUGAAGGAAAAAUAUUCCCAAAUUGUGAAGGAAUACUUGCAAUUGGGAUACAUAAGCCGAAUUCCAGAACCGGGGCGUUAUUACUUUCCUCAUCAUGGAGUCUUAAAUGUUAUCUCCACGACCGAGUUGCGCAUAGAUUUUGACGCAUCCGCUCCGGGGUCUCAAGAUGGACUGUCACGUAAUUCACAACUCCACGUCGGUUUUAAACUACAGCAGACAUCAAAGAUAUUUUAUUCGCAUUUCGAAUAUACCAAUUCGCCUUGA
This is a messenger RNA of Cimex lectularius (bed bug), 1035 nucleotides long. RefSeq lists its product as uncharacterized. Bases 1 to 1035 code for a protein of 344 amino acids. The transcript has a single exon. NCBI's taxonomy places the organism in Eukaryota, Metazoa, Arthropoda, Insecta, Hemiptera, Cimicidae. The record is from RefSeq and is a predicted model, not a curated record.